This is a messenger RNA of Procambarus clarkii (red swamp crayfish), 1791 nucleotides long. The record is from RefSeq and is a predicted model, not a curated record. Lineage: Eukaryota; Metazoa; Arthropoda; Malacostraca; Decapoda; Cambaridae.
AUGAGAGUCCAGACUUCACCUCUCUUCUCUGAUAAGUGGGACUCCCCUGCGACCCUUCCCCAGUGGGACUCCCCUGCGACCCUUCCCCAGUGGGACUCCCCUGCGACCCCCCAGUGGGACUUUCCCCAGUGGGACUCCCCUGCGACCCUUCCCCAGUGGGACUCCCCAGCGACCCUUCCCCAGUGGGACUCCCCAGCGACCCUUCCCCAGUGGGACUCCCCUGCGACCCUUCCCCAGUGGGACUCCCCUGCGACCCUUCCCCAGUGGGACUCCCCUGCGACCCUUCCCCAGUGGGACUCCCCAGCGACCCUUCCCCAGUGGGACUCCCCUGCGACCCUUCCCCAGUGGGACUCCCCAGCGACCCUUCCCCAGUGGGACUCCCCAGCGACCUGCGACCCUUCCCCAGUGGGACUCCCCAGCGACCCUUCCCCAGUGGGACUCCCCAGCGACCCUUCCCCAGUGGGACUCCCCAGCGACCCUUCCCCAGUGGGACUCCCCAGCGACCCUUCCCCAGUGGGACUCCCCGACCCUUCCCCAGCGACCCUUCCCCAGUGGGACUCCCCUGCGACCCUUCCCCAGUGGGACUCCCCAGCGACCCUUCCCCAGUGGGACUCCCCUGCGACCCUUCCCCAGUGGGACUCCCCAGCGACCCUUCCCCAGUGGGACUCCCCUGCGACCCUUCCCCAGUGGGACUCCCCUCCCCAGCGACCCUUCCCCAGUGGGACUCCCCAGCGACCCUUCCCCAGUGGGACUCCCCUGCGACCCUUCCCCAGUGGGACUCCCCAGCGACCCAUCCCCAGCCCCAGCGACCCUUCCCCAGUGGGACUCCCCUGCGACCCUUCCCCAGUGGGACUCCCUGCGACCCUUCCCCAGUGGGACUCCCAGUGGGACUCCCCAGCGACCCUUCCCCAGUGGGACUCCCAGCGACCCUUCCCCAGUGGGACUCCCCUGCGACCCUUCCCCAGUGGGACUCCCAGCGACCCUUCCCCAGUGGGACUCCCCAGCGACCCUUCCCCAGUGGGACUCCCCAGCGACCCUUCCCCAGUGGGACUCCCCAGCGACCCUUCCCCAGUGGGACUCCCAGUGGGACUCCCCUGCGACCCUUCCCCAGUGGGACUCCCCAGCGACCCUUCCCCAGUGGGACUCCCCAGCGACCCUUCCCCAGUGGGACUCCCCAGCGACCCUUCCCCAGUGGGACUCCCCAGCGACCCUUCCCCAGUGGGACUCCCCAGCGACCCUUCCCCAGUGGGACUCCCCAGCGACCCUUCCCCAGUGGGACUCCCCGACCCUUCCCCAGCGACCCUUCCCCAGUGGGACUCCCCAGCGACCCUUCCCCAGUGGGACUCCCCAGCGACCCUUCCCCAGUGGGACUCCCCUGCGACCCUUCCCCAGUGGGACUCCCCAGCGACCCUUCCCCAGUGGGACUCCCCAGCGACCCUUCCCCAGUGGGACUCCCCUGCGACCCUUCCCCAGUGGGACUCCCCUGCGACCCUUCCCCAGUGGGACUCCCCUGCGACCCUUCCCCAGUGGGACUCCCCUGCGACCCUUCCCCAGUGGGACUCCCCAGCGACCCUUCCCCAGUGGGACUCCCCUGCGACCCUUCCCCAGUGGGACUCCCCAGCGACCCUUCCCCAGUGGGACUCCCCAGCGACCCCCAGCGACCUCCCCAGUGGGACUCCCCUGCGACCCUUCCCCAGUGGGACUCCCCUGCGACCCUUCCCCAGUGGGACUCCCCAGCGACCCUUCCCCAGUGGGACUCCCCAGCGACCCUUCCCAGUACUAAUUAAGUGA